Pieris brassicae (large cabbage white) is the source of this 890-nucleotide messenger RNA. Its product is annotated as probable E3 SUMO-protein ligase RNF212. Lineage: Eukaryota; Metazoa; Arthropoda; Insecta; Lepidoptera; Pieridae. Gene Ontology annotation, biological process: homologous chromosome pairing at meiosis; reciprocal meiotic recombination; protein sumoylation. Gene Ontology annotation, molecular function: SUMO transferase activity. Gene Ontology annotation, cellular component: synaptonemal complex. The record is from RefSeq and is a predicted model, not a curated record. The coding region runs from base 93 to 890 and encodes 265 amino acids. The transcript has 8 exons.
AUAAUGAUGCGUUAAAAUGUGAAUAAUGUUUUUAAUUCGUUUAAAUAAUUCAAGUAUCAAAAAAUUCAUAUUGUUAAAAUUUUCGGCGAAAAAUGGAUUGGAUUCAUUGUAAUAAUUGUUUUACUCAAUUAGAACCUGGAGUAACUUUGCACCUGACAUCAUGUGGCCAUAUGUUUUGCAACAACUGCUUGAACAAUGGCGUAAAAGAAAGUACAUGUUUAGUAUGCAGAGCACCAUGUUCUAUGAUGAAAUUAGUUCCCGACAUGAAUCCAGAUAUUCAAGAUUAUUUUACUGACCCAGAAGAAAUAAUUAAGAAAAGUUGUGAUGUAAUACAAUUUCAAAGGCAACAUAGACGGCGCUUAUUGUCCUAUUUAUUACAAUCGACAAAAAAAUUCCGGGCAGCGCGAACGGAGCUACGACGCAUGACGGAAGUGUGUCAGACACAGCACAAACAACUGCGCGAGUAUCAAAGGAUCAUAAAGAAUUUACAAAGCCAGCUUGAUGGACAGUCAAAACAAACGCCACCGUUCAACGUGCCUAUAUCGCCUAGUAAUUUAUCCCCUGGUUUUAUUCAAACACCGCCUACAUACAAGCGACCCGCAAAGAGCACUCCUUAUAGCCAACCGUAUCAGUCGAACUUGGUGACCCCUUCUCGGAUAAGCAAACAGCGUUCAAGCAACUACAGUGUUAAUAGUCAGUCCUCGAGUGCAUCAAACAAAAUAUCGACAACGGUGUUCACGCCUCCAACUCCUGAGUCGGUCGGAGAUAUUUUUAGCCAGAACAGCAAUGAAUCCGGAUAUUUGUCUGGACUUAAAUCGCCGAGAGUUUUAUACUGCAAUGGUUUUAGCAACAGGUGCGCCUUCAAGAAACAUGCGCGUUUAAAUGUUUAG